Pogoniulus pusillus (Red-fronted tinkerbird) is the source of this 1469-nucleotide messenger RNA. RefSeq names its product olfactory receptor 5AR1-like. Gene Ontology annotation, cellular component: membrane. The transcript is spliced from 2 exons. Gene Ontology annotation, biological process: sensory perception of smell; G protein-coupled receptor signaling pathway. Lineage: Eukaryota; Metazoa; Chordata; Aves; Piciformes; Lybiidae. The record is from RefSeq and is a predicted model, not a curated record. Gene Ontology annotation, molecular function: odorant binding; olfactory receptor activity; G protein-coupled receptor activity. Bases 426 to 1379 code for a protein of 317 amino acids.
AACUGGGCAGAGGGAUCCUUCUCUCAUCAUCACUGUUUGGGUUUGGUUUUUGUCUGUGGUCUUUCCAAGUGGAGACUGCUCCCUAAAGUCAGUUGCUGUGGUUCCCUCCUUGGAUGUAUGGCUGAUGAGCUGCUGCUGCUGCUGCUUCAGAAAGCCAAACAGACCUUCCAGUUUGAGACAGGACUUGAGCCAACCAACCCAGCAACCAAGACCAGCAUGGAAACACCAGAAACUCAAACCAGCCAAGGGCUCCUUUCACUUCAAAACCUGCUUUGAGGCGAACACUGAACAUCUUCACCAGCUUCUGCCUCUGGACCUUUUCAAGAGAGAGAGCAGUAGAAGGAUCUUGAGUGCUUGUCGGUGGCAAAGCAGGAAUGUGCUGACUCUCUGCUGCUCUGUUCUCCCACGGCAGCUCUGCUUUGCUGAUGGUCAUGGGCAAUCACACCCCCAACACUGAAUUUGUCUUCCUGGGCUUCUCAGAGCAGAAGGAUGUCCAAGCUGCCCUCUUUGUGGUCUUCUUGCUGACCUACGUGGUCACGUUGGUAGGGAACCUGGGCAUGCUGGUGUUGAUCAGGAGGGACCCCCAGCUCCACACCCCCAUGUACUUCUUCCUGAGCAGCUUGUCCUUCCUGGACCUCUGCUACUCUUCCACCAUCACCCCCAGGGUGCUCUCGGAUCUGCUAGCAGCAAGGAAAGUCAUCUCCUACUCCGAGUGCCUCGCCCAGCUUUACUUCUACGCCGUCUUUAGCACCACCGAGUGCUACCUCCUGGCCGCCAUGGCUUACGACCGCUACGUGGCCAUCUGCAGCCCGCUGCUCUAUGCCAUCUCCAUGCCCAGCAGGGUCUGUGUGCUGCUGGUGGGUGGCUCCUACCUGGCCGGGCUCCUCAAUGCCACCAUCCACGUGGUCUUGGCGCGGCGGCUGUCCUUCUGCGGUCGCAACCUCAUCAACCACUUCUACUGCGAGGGGCCCCCGCUCCUGGCCAUCUCCUGCACAGACCCCACCCUCAACCAGGUGGUAAUGUUUGUCGUGGUGGGCUUCAACCUGCUCAUCACCAACCUGACCAUCCUGGUCUCCUAUGCCUACAUCCUGGCUGCCACCUUGAAGAUGCGCUCGGGCAGGCACAAAGCCUUCUCCACCUGCGCCUCCCACCUGGCCGUCGUCACCCUCUUCUAUGGCUCUGCUGCCUUCAUGUACUUGGGAGCCAGCUCCAGGCACUCCCAGGACCUUGACAAAAUGGUCUCAGUCUUCUACACCGUGGUGACCCCCACGCUGAACCCUGUCAUCUACAGCCUGAGGAACAAGGAGGUGAAGAAGGCACUGGGGAGAGCGGUGGAGAGGAAGUGUUCUGCUGGGAAAUGGCUUUCGGUGGUGUGUUAGGGGACCUGAGAAGCUCUUCUCAGAGGCUUUUGUGCUUUCCACUUGGGUAGUGCUCUGGUAUUAAAGAGGUCGUGGCCUCCUCUGAGCUGC